UAGUAGGUUACUUACAGCUGCCUUGUAUAUGGGUGUACAAUUUUGAUAAUAUUCAAAAGACGUGAAAUUGUUUGUUACAUAUUUUUUAUAACUUAAGUGAUUAAUUUUAACUUUCUCUUUUUAUUUAAAAUCCAAUUUUAUUAACAAUGUCUGACGAAGAGCUACCUGCCGGAUGGGAGAAACGACUCAGUAGAUCUACCGGACAACAUUAUUAUUUAAAUACACAUACAAAAGAAAGUCAAUGGGAUAGACCUGAUAAACCGACAGAACAAUCUGGAAAUGGUACCGACAGUGGCCCUGAUGAAGUUCAAUGUUUUCACCUUCUUGUAAAACACUCAGGUUCUCGAAGACCAUCGUCAUGGAGAGAAGAAAAAAUCACCAGGUCUAAAGCAGAAGCUUUGGAACUAAUCAACUCUUAUAGAGAGCAACUUGUAUCUGGAAAAGUAAAAUUUUCUGAACUUGCAUCACAAUACAGUGAUUGUAGUUCAGCGAAACGAGGAGGUGACCUUGGACCUUUUGGACGAGGUGCAAUGCAAAAACCAUUUGAACAAGCUGCAUUUGCUCUUAAAGUUGGUGAACUUUCUCAAGCCGUUCAUACAGAUAGUGGAAUUCAUUUAAUUCAGCGAGUCGCAUAAAAAUUGUAUACGCUAUAACAACAACAACAAUAACAAAUAAUCAAUUAUUAUUUAUGAGUAUCCAUGAUUAAAUAACUCGUGAAUUUUGAUUGUAUUUAAAUUGCAAUGGGCAAAUAUUAAUUCAAAUUUGUUUCUCAAAGCAUAA
Molecule: messenger RNA, 780 nt
Organism: Leptopilina boulardi
Lineage: Eukaryota; Metazoa; Arthropoda; Insecta; Hymenoptera; Figitidae
Product: putative peptidyl-prolyl cis-trans isomerase dodo
Exons: 3
Coding region: 147-635 (162 amino acids)
Cellular component (GO): cytosol; nucleus
Molecular function (GO): peptidyl-prolyl cis-trans isomerase activity; protein binding
Source: RefSeq, a predicted model, not a curated record